CCUCAGCAGCUCUGGGGCUGCUCCGGGCCGCCAGUCAGCUGACUCGGGGGGCGGAGGAGCUGUCAGGCGGGCCCCGCCCUGCGCUGCCGGGCCGCGGGGCCCGCGCAGCCAUUGGCCAGUACCCCGGGCCGCCCGGGCCCCAGCGCCCCAGUGACAUCAGGGAGGCGAUAAAAGGCGGCGGCGGCGCCCGAGCCUGCACAGCUGCACCGCCAGGCUGCGAGCGGCUGCGAGCGAGCGAGAGAACCUCAGAGCCAGAGCGAGGGAGAAAGAGCGGCGGGCGCUCGCCCGGCGCCUCCCCUCCACCCACCCUCGCGCCCCGCUUGCACACACACCUUCCCCGGCGCGGUCCGGCUCCGGCGCGGCCUCAGCUGCUAGCUCUGGGGCGGCGCGGGCUGCCUCGGGACUCCACCGCGCGCCGCCGCGUCCCCAGACAAAGGCUUGGCCGGCAGCCCCGGCCCGCUGCUCCCUCGGCUCCCUGCCUCCCGGGCUCCUCGUUCGGCGCCCCCGCUCCCGGUCAGCUGCAAAGUUUCCCCGGCUCCGGCGGCGGCUGCGCCCCGCGACGGCGAUGGCCGCGGAGCUGAGCAUGGGGCCGGAGCUGCCCACCAGCCCGCUGGCCAUGGAGUACGUCAACGACUUCGACCUGCUCAAGUUCGACGUGAAGAAGGAGCCGCUGGGCCGCGCAGAGCGGCCGGGCCGGCCCUGCACACGUCUGCAACCGGCCGGCUCAGUGUCGUCCACGCCGCUCAGCACCCCCUGCAGCUCGGUGCCCUCGUCGCCCAGCUUCAGCCCGACCGAGCAGAAGACCCACCUGGAGGACCUGUACUGGAUGGCCAACUACCAGCAGAUGAACCCUGAGGCGCUCAACCUGACGCCCGAGGACGCGGUGGAGGCGCUCAUCGGCUCGCACCCAGUGCCCCAGCCUUUGCAGACCUUCGACGGCUUUCGCGGCGCGCACCACCACCACCACCACCACCACCCGCACCCUCACCCGCACCCGCACCACGCGUACCCGGGCGCCGGGGUAGCCCACGAGGAGCUGGGGCCGCACGCCCACACGCACCACCACCACCACCACCAGCCGUCUCCGCCGCCGUCCAGCGCCGCCAGCCCUACGCAGCAGCUGCCCACCAGCCACCCCGGGCCCGGGCCGCACGCACCCCCCGCGGCCACGCAGGCUGGAGGCAGCGGCAGCGUGGAGGACCGCUUCUCCGACGACCAGCUCGUGUCCAUGUCGGUGCGCGAGCUGAACCGCCACCUCCGGGGCUUCACCAAGGACGAGGUGAUCCGCCUGAAGCAGAAGCGGCGGACCCUGAAGAACCGGGGCUACGCCCAGUCGUGCAGGUAUAAACGCGUCCAGCAGAAACACCACCUGGAGAAUGAGAAGACGCAGCUCAUUCAGCAGGUGGAGCAGCUUAAGCAGGAGGUGUCCCGGCUGGCCCGCGAGAGAGACGCCUACAAGGUCAAGUGCGAGAAACUCGCCAACUCCGGCUUCAGGGAGGCGGGUUCCACCAGCGACAGCCCCUCUUCUCCAGAGUUCUUUCUAGUCACCAACUUAAUACCCCUCACUUGAAGAACCAGGCUGCCA
Molecule: messenger RNA, 1585 nt
Organism: Erinaceus europaeus (western European hedgehog)
Lineage: Eukaryota; Metazoa; Chordata; Mammalia; Eulipotyphla; Erinaceidae
Gene: MAFB
Product: MAF bZIP transcription factor B
Exons: 2
Coding region: 566-1570 (334 amino acids)
Biological process (GO): regulation of transcription by RNA polymerase II; regulation of myeloid cell differentiation
Cellular component (GO): nucleus
Molecular function (GO): RNA polymerase II cis-regulatory region sequence-specific DNA binding; DNA-binding transcription factor activity, RNA polymerase II-specific
Source: RefSeq, a predicted model, not a curated record